This is a messenger RNA of Zophobas morio, 2865 nucleotides long. RefSeq lists its product as uncharacterized. The coding region runs from base 365 to 2761 and encodes 798 amino acids. The transcript has 6 exons. Gene Ontology annotation, molecular function: serine-type endopeptidase inhibitor activity. The record is from RefSeq and is a predicted model, not a curated record. NCBI's taxonomy places the organism in Eukaryota, Metazoa, Arthropoda, Insecta, Coleoptera, Tenebrionidae.
UUUACUUUCACAAAUAUAUUUGCUUGUGGAAGAAAUAAUUCGUUUCCCAAUUAUCAGGUAUCAAUUAUUGUUUUCCGAAACUUUUUUCUAGGAAUCAUUGCCGUAAAAAUGUUAUGGUGAUGUUAUAAACAAAUGUCAGCACUAUGUAAAAAAUGCCAAUUUUCGACUGAAGAAUAUUUAUAGGUCGCAAUAAAAAAUAGUCUGCCAAGAACUAUAUUUAGUCGCGAAAUACACAGCAGUUGUAAUUUUGGAGAAAUUUAUUUUUAAAUUGAACUCGGUAGCGGCUAGUGCGUGUACAGAAUUCUUAUAAUUUCGACUAUCAACACCAGUGCUAAAACUGGUCUUUCGUGUAAAAUCAUUUUAAAUGUCUUCUGAUCAAAAUCAUGCCCAAGAAAUUCUCCAAGGUAACGUCGCCUUCACCAACAAAAUUUACCAAAUCCUUUCCCGGAAACCCGGAAAUGUUUUCUUUUCGCCGUUCAGUCUCCACGUUAUUCUCGCCAUGGCCUAUCAAGCAACAGGAACCGAGACACUAGAAAGUAUCCAAAAAGUGCUCGAAAUUCCUGACCCUUUAAAUACGGCCAUUGGUUACAAACAAAUAAUCCGCAACCUGACAUCGUUAAAAAAUGGGUUCUUACAUACAGCAUUCAAGAUCUACCUCGACAAAGAAAAACAACUCUUGCCGUCAUUUGCAAGUACCGUUAAAGAGUACUUUGACUCAGAAGUCGAACUCGCCGAUUUUAAAAAACCAACGGAAACCGCAAAAACGGUAAACGAAUGGGUAGCCGAAAAAACACACGGAAAAAUCAGACAGAUCGUCACCGAAAGAUCCGUUGAGUCUUCUUGUCUGUUUCUUCUUAACGCGCUCUAUUUUAAAGGCGACUGGGAUUCACCCUUUUCUGAAAAUAAAACUCGAGAGAUGCCUUUUUAUUUGAAUGACGAGAGCGUGGCGCAGGUGCAGAUGAUGACGGGUAUAAAAAACGCUUCCUACAAGUUCGACGAACAACUGAAUUGUCAAAUUUUGGUUUUGCCUUACUGUGAUAACGGGAUCAAGAUGACUAUCAUACUACCAGAGGAGAAAAAUGGGAUUGGAAACCUGGAAGCUGCGUUGAGUCAGAUGAAUCUUAGCGAAAUCUUCACUAACUUGCGUCGAAGAAAAGUGGACGUGUCUUUACCGAAGUUUAAAUUCGAGACGUCCAUCGAGUUGAACGAUGUUGUAAAAGAGAUGGGGCUUGCCGUGAUGUACGACGAAGUGAACGCCGAUUUUAAGAAGAUGAUAAGAUUAGGCGCCGGGCAAAAUUUAUUCGUUAGUAAAAUACUGCAAAAGGCUUGUAUUGAGGUUAACGAAAAGGGGGCAGAAGCGGCCGCGGUUACAGUUAUAGAAAUGCAAGUCGAAGUAUGCUGUACGGACGUGGUAAAGUCAAAUUAUAAGUUCGUUGUGGAUCAUCCUGCGAUUUUCAUGAUUGUUGCCGGAAAGCCUAAAAACACAAACAUUUUGUUUUAUGGAAGGUUGUACCACCCAAAGAUGGCUUCCAGUCAAGAUUUUACCAACGAAAUUCUCCAAGGAAAUGCCGCCUUCACCAACAAGAUUUACAAAAUCCUUUCCCGGACACCCGGAAAUGUGUUCUUUUCUCCGUUCAGUCUUCACAUUGUCAUCGCCAUGGCGUACCAAGGAGCCAGAAACGAGACACUAAAAACCAUCCAAAAAGUACUUCAAAUUCCUGACCCCUUAAACACAGCAAUUGGUUACCAAGAAAUAACGCGCAACUUGACGUCAUUAAAAAACGCACUUUUACACACUGCUUUCAAAAUUUACAUUCGAAAAGAAUUUCGACUUUUAUCCUCAUUCGAAAACACGGUCAAAAAGUAUUUUGACUCUGAAGUGAAAUCCCUAGAUUUUGAUCAAACGAGCGCUGCGGUCAAAGAGAUAAACGAAUGGGUCUCUGAAAAAACACACGGAAAAAUCGAGGAUAUCGUGGAUGACGAUUUGAUAGCUUCUACUUCUUUGCUUCUUCUUAACGCGAUAUAUUUUAAGGGCAAAUGGGCUGUACCAUUUUGUGAAAAUAAGACUAAAAUCAAGUGUUUUUAUUUGAACGAUCAUGAUGUGGUGAAAGUGCAAAUGAUGGAAGGUCGAAAAGAUGGUUUUUACAAGUACAAUAAACGUUUAAAGUCUCAAAUUCUUGCUUUGCCGUAUGAGGGUGAACAGAUCUACAUGAUGAUCUUCUUACCAGAAGAUAAAAAUGGAAUUGGAGAACUGGAAGCUCUACUAUCUGAAACGAAUGAUAUUCAAACUUUUAAUGAAUUGAAUUUUUUAGUAGUAGAUGUGUCUUUACCAAAAUUUAAAUUCGAGACGACCAUGGAAAUGGAUGACUUGAUAAAAGAGAUUGGACUUGAAGUGAUUUAUGAUCCAGUCAAAGCCGAUUUAAAGGGGAUGAUCGAACUCGAAGAGGGAGAGAAUUUGUGCGUAACUAAAAUACUUCAAAAGGCUUAUAUUGAUGUUAACGAACAAGGAUCAGAAGCGGCUGCUGCUACAGUUCUAGGAACGAUUGUUCAGGUAUCUAGCAAAGGAAGAACAAUAAAACCUUUGAAGUUUGUUGUGGACCAUCCUGCCGUUUUUAUGAUUGUUGCCGGAUUAUUUGAAAAACCAAACGUUUUAUUUUAUGGAAGACUGUCCCACCCUGAAGAAGUAACAAAUAGUGGUAUCUUGAGUGAUUUCGCAAAUUUCAUGAGAAACCCCUUAAUAACUAUAAAGCGAAUUUUCUAAAUGUGCUAAACAUCCACUCGCUGGCUGUGCAUUCUUACAAAACUUUUUUUACAUGAAAAACUAUAAUUGUAGAAAUGAAAAUUAAAAUAAAAAAGUGAUCAGAG